Spirodela intermedia is the source of this 737-nucleotide messenger RNA. The record is from the annotation of a GenBank genome assembly. Lineage: Eukaryota; Viridiplantae; Streptophyta; Magnoliopsida; Alismatales; Araceae.
AUGGGCUUCGUCGCCGGAGGAUUGCCUGGGUUCCUCCUGGUGUUGGUGGUGUUUUCCGGCUCUUUCUUAGAGGGGGAGGCCACUGUUUGGGGCUACCCUACUCCGUCGAACUGCAGGACUCUGGAGUGCCCCUCAUACGAAGUCAUCUACUCCCAGAAGGACUUCGAGAUCAGACGCUACCCUAAGGCCGUCUGGGUUUCCACUCCUCCCCUCACGAGCCGCACCUACAGAGAAGCCGCCGACAGGGGUUUCAACUUGUAAGUCUCGUCCUCUCUCUCUAUUUCUCUUUCUCUCUCUAUGGCGGCGACUGAUCCACUAUACACGCAUGGCGCAGCCUUUUCGCAUACAUUAACGGGAGGAAUGAUCGCGGGGUGAGGGUGGAUAUGACGGCGCCGGCGUUGGUGGACAUUACGCCGGCGAAGAGGCCCUCCAGCAACUCGACCUUCGUGGUGCGCUUCUUUGUACCGCGGAAGUUCCAGAAGUCCCCCCCCACGGCCCCUUUGGUCAUCGCCGGCAAGUGGCCGGGGCCGCGCUACGCCGCCGUGAGGCGCUUCGGGGGGUUCGCAAACGACAACAACAUCCCGCCACAAGCUCUGGCCUUGGCCGAGAGUCUCCGCGGCACCCGCUGGGCGGCCGCACUGGGCGGGCGAGGUGGAGUUCCAUCCACGUACACAGUCGGCUCUUACAACGGCCCCUUCGAGUUCGACCGGGUCAACGAAGUGUUCUUCCUCUUCUGA